Molecule: messenger RNA, 4374 nt
Organism: Anolis carolinensis (green anole)
Lineage: Eukaryota; Metazoa; Chordata; Lepidosauria; Squamata; Anolidae
Gene: kcnt1
Product: potassium sodium-activated channel subfamily T member 1
Exons: 32
Coding region: 109-3969 (1286 amino acids)
Biological process (GO): potassium ion transmembrane transport
Cellular component (GO): plasma membrane
Molecular function (GO): intracellular sodium-activated potassium channel activity; outward rectifier potassium channel activity
Source: RefSeq, a predicted model, not a curated record
AUUCUGGCGAGUGGGCAACCUGAUGGAUGAGCUUCUUCAGGAGCUGGGGAUGGAGGGCCGGGGGUCCCGCCCCUCUGCCUGUCUUCCCCCUCUUGUGGGGGGCCUGGCAUGGCCAUGGGGUCGCCUGGAGCUUCCUUAGGAGACCCUCUGCUUGGGGAGAAAGAAGACAUGCCUUCGCCCCAAGGAGCUGGAACUGGGAAACAACAGCAGCAGCAGAGCCGGACCGUGGGGAGGACUGGACCCGAGGGAUACACCAACCAGACCUUCCUCUUCGACGAUGGGAGCGCCCGCAGGCUCCGGCCGGCGGCAUCGUCCUCGGGCGGCGGCAGAAGCGGAGGCGGCGGCGGGGGCGCGAGCAGCGGGGUCCUCUUGGACAUCUCCUCCCUGGGGGCCAUGAGCGACGUGGACUCCGAGGUGCUCCCUUUGCCGCCCCGGUACCGCUUCCGGGACCUGCUUUUGGGGGACCAGAGCUUCCAGAACGACGACAGAGUCCAAGUGGAGUUUUACGUCAACGAAAACACGUUCAAGGAGCGCCUGAAGCUGUUCUUCAUCAAAAACCAAAGAUCAAGUCUGAGGAUACGUCUCUUCAACUUCUCCCUGAAGCUCCUGACCUGCCUGCUUUACAUUGUUCGUGUUCUCCUUGAUGACCCAGAACGGAUAGGAUGUUGGGAAUGUGAAAAACACAACUAUUCAACCUUCAACCAGUCAUCGUCAGAAAUCAAUUGGGAUCCAAUCAUAUGGGUCGACCGGAACAAGCCAUUAUGGGCAAUACAAGUCAGCGUAGCCAUUAUUAGCUUCCUGGAGACCAUGCUUCUGAUCUAUCUCAGCUACAAGGGAAACAUUUGGGAGCAGAUUUUCCGCGUCUCCUUCAUCCUCGAAAUGAUCAACACUGUGCCCUUUAUUAUCACAAUCUUUUGGCCGCCUUUACGGAACCUGUUUAUUCCCGUUUUCUUGAAUUGCUGGCUGGCCAAGUAUGCCUUGGAGAACAUGAUCAAUGACCUACACCGGGCAAUACAGAGAACCCAGUCUGCGAUGUUCAACCAGGUGCUCAUCUUGAUCUGCACUUUACUCUGUCUCCUGUUCACUGGAACCUGUGGCAUCCAGCACUUAGAGAGAGCCGGUGAAAACCUCUCGCUCUUCAAGUCCUUUUAUUUCUGCAUUGUCACUUUCUCGACGGUCGGCUACGGCGACGUCACCCCCAAAAUAUGGCCCUCCCAGCUGUUGGUUGUGAUCAUGAUCUGCGUUGCCUUGGUUGUAUUACCCCUCCAGUUUGAGGAACUGGUGUAUCUGUGGAUGGAGCGUCAGAAGUCCGGAGGGAAUUACAGCCGCCACCGGGCUCAGACCGAGAAGCACGUCGUCCUUUGUGUCAGCUCCCUCAAGAUCGACCUCCUCAUGGAUUUCCUCAAUGAAUUUUACGCUCAUCCUAGACUGCAGGAUUACUAUGUGGUGAUCCUCUGCCCAUCGGAGAUGGAUAUUCAGGUGCGGCGGGUGCUACAGAUCCCUUUGUGGUCUCAGCGGGUGAUCUACCUCCAGGGAUCUGCCUUGAAAGAUCAGGAUCUCUUGAGGGCAAAGAUGGACAAUGGCGAAGCAUGUUUCAUCCUCAGCAGCCGCAACGAAGUGGACCGCACAGCCGCUGAUCAUCAAACUAUCCUCAGGGCUUGGGCCGUGAAGGACUUUGCUCCAAACUGCCCUCUGUAUGUUCAGAUCUUGAAGCCGGAGAACAAGUUCCAUGUCAAGUUUGCUGAUCACGUGGUCUGCGAAGAGGAGUGCAAGUACGCCAUGUUGGCACUCAACUGUGUCUGCCCGGCCACCUCCACUCUCAUCACGCUCCUCGUUCACACGUCCCGAGGACAAGAAGGACAGGAAUCGCCAGAGCAAUGGCAACGGAUGUACGGCCGCUGCUCGGGCAACGAGGUCUACCACAUCCGGAUGGGCGACAGCAAGUUCUUCAUGGAGUACGAAGGGAAGAGCUUCACUUACGCGUCUUUCCAUGCCCACAAAAAGUACGGCGUCUGCUUGAUGGGCGUCAGACGUGAGGACAACAAGAGCAUCCUUCUCAACCCAGGACCCCGUCACAUCAUGACCGCCUCCGACACCUGCUUCUACAUCAACAUCACCAAGGAGGAGAACUCGGCCUUCAUCUUCAAGCAGGAAGAGAAGCAGAAGAAGAAAGGCUUUUCAGGGAGAGGGAUCUACGACGGGCCCUCAAGGUUGCCAGUCCAUAGCAUCAUUGCCAGCAUGGGCACCGUGGCCAUGGACCUGCAGAACACGGAGUGCCGGCCCAUCAACAACAGCAAGCUCACUUUGCCCGCGGAGAACGGGUCCGGCAAGCGGAGGCCCAGCAUCGCCCCGGUCCUGGAGGUGGCCGACAGCUCUUCGCUCUUGCCCUGCGACAUGCUCAGCGACCAGUCGGAGGACGAGAUGACCCAGUCGGACGAGGAGGGCCUCCCGGUCAUAGAAUACGUCAAGGGCUAUCCACCCAAUUCUCCUUACAUCGGAAGCUCUCCCACACUGUGCCACCUUCUGCCUGUGAAAGCCCCAUUCUGUUGUUUACGUUUGGACAAGGGCUGCAAACACAACAGCUAUGAAGACGCCAAGGCCUAUGGGUUUAAGAAUAAGCUGAUCAUCGUGUCAGCGGAGACGGCCGGGAACGGCUUGUACAACUUCAUUGUCCCUCUCCGUGCCUACUAUCGGUCACGGAAGGAGCUGAACCCCAUUGUGCUGUUGCUGGACAACAAACCCGAUCAUCACUUUCUCGAAGCCAUUUGCUGCUUCCCAAUGGUUUACUACAUGGAAGGCACCAUUGACAACCUCGAUAGUUUGCUGCAGUGCGGCAUCAUUUACGCCGACAAUUUGGUGGUGGUUGACAAGGAGAGCACCAUGAGUGCCGAAGAGGACUACAUGGCCGAUGCCAAGACCAUCGUCAACGUCCAGACCAUGUUCAGACUCUUCCCAAGCUUGAGCAUCAUCACAGAGCUGACGCAUCCGUCCAACAUGAGGUUCAUGCAGUUCCGGGCAAAGGACAGCUAUUCCUUGGCUCUUUCCAAACUAGAAAAGAAAGAGCGAGAGAAUGGCUCCAACUUGGCCUUUAUGUUCCGGCUUCCGUUUGCCGCCGGCCGCGUUUUCAGCAUCAGCAUGUUGGAUACGUUGCUUUACCAGUCAUUUGUGAAGGACUAUAUGAUCACCAUCACCAGGCUACUGUUGGGCCUCGAUACCACCCCUGGGUCUGGUUACCUUUGUGCCAUGAAAAUUACUGAGGAUGACCUAUGGAUCCGGAGCUAUGGUCGUCUCUUCCAGAAACUGUGUUCCUCCAGCGCUGAAAUCCCCAUCGGCAUCUACAGAACAGAGUCGCACAUGUUUUCUACCACUGACCCUCAUGACCUCAGGACUCAGUCACAGAUCUCAAUCAAUGUGGAAGAUUGCGAGGACACCAAAGAGCUGAAGGAGCAUUGGAACGCCAAAACGAACCACCACCGAAACUCCUGUCCCGCCGACCCAACGGAGCACCCGUUGCUUCGGCGCAAGAGCAUGCAGUGGGCCCGCCGGCUCAGUCGGAAAGGGGCCAACAAACAUGCGCCUAAAACGGCCGAAUGGAUCAACCAGCAGAGACUCAGCCUCUACCGGCGGUCGGAGCGGCAAGAGCUGUCGGAGCUGGUGAAGAACCGGAUGAAGCACCUGGGCUUGCCCACAACAGGGUACGAGGAUGUAGCAAAUUUAACAGCCUGUGAUGUGAUGAAUCGGGUAAACCUUGGAUAUUUGCAAGAUGAAAUGAAUGACCACCAGAACACGUUGUCCUACGUCCUCAUCAACCCCCCUCCGGACACACGGCUGGAACUCAAUGACAUUGUGUACUUGAUACGGCCGGACCCCUUAGCCCACGUGGAAAACGAGACUCACAGUCGAAAGAGCAGUUGCGGCCACAAACCGGACCCUUGUAGCCCUGAAACGAGAGACGAGACGCAACUCUGAGCCCUUCCUUCCUUUUUGCACGGGUCGUAAACGCCUUCCCUUCUCCAUGCAUGGAAUUAACAACAGACUUCGGCGCUGCAGGGACGGAACCGUUUUCUAUGGGGACUGUUACGAUGAACUCCGUGUCAUAUAUAUAAAUACGUUUUAGGAGAGAAAAAACAGAACUGAUUGAGACAAAUUGGUUGGGCCCUUGACUUCCACUUCACCCUUCUGGCAUCGAGACCGGUCGGAGAUCCAGAGCAUGGCUCUGCAUCUCCCAGAAGAAUCGCCAGUGGCAAAAGCUGGGAACAAAUGAGACCCUAAUCCCUUUGAAGACAGGACGAUUUGUACAAGUCUUGGUUUUAAAACUUUUUUUUCCAUUUUUGGAGGGAUGGGUGGGUGGAAAAGAUUAAAAAGGUGCCGCGA